CCUUAACAUAUUUCUGUAUUUGAUAGUGUGUAUAUAUGUAUGUGUGUUCUCUAUCUUACGAUAGGUCAGUCUUCAUGGAAAUCGCCAAUUUAGUUUAUAUACAAGGAUGGACUUCCUUAUUCGUGGUAUAUGUAGCUGCACAAAAUGGCCCGCUGUGUUACAAUUGUGACCGGAUCCCCAAACAACGGGACUGCAACACCAUUGUUCAAUGUGGACCAAAUGAGAUAUGUUAUGGCGAACAUUACGUCACUUCCGGUGCAAUUCAGAUGUUCCGAUCAGGUUGCAGGGAUGCGGCUCAUUGUUCGAGGAGAAAGAAAAAGUCAGACUUAACACUGUGUAAAUCGUGUUGUACUGGAGACUACUGUAAUCUACAGACAUGUGACAUUCCGAUAAAGUUGGGUAAACGAUGCCUUGCGUGUGAUGACGUCAUUGAUCCCCAAAUGUGUACCCGUGAUAUACAAUGUGAUGAUGACCAGAUGUGUUAUGCAGAAGAAAUUUAUAACGCAAACAAAGAAAAGCGAUAUCGUCUAGGCUGCGCAGCAAAAACGAGUUGUGGAUAUCUCGGAGUCCCACAAAUUGGCCGGCGGCACGUGAUGACUAAGAGCCAAUCACGUGCGACAUCGUCAUACUGUGGUCAGUGUUGUGACACUGGACAUAACUGUAACCGUGAUCUAUGUCGUAAAGAUUCCAUUGGAUAUGACCUGCUGAUCCCCCCUCCUCUACAGAACUGUUUUGAUUACGACAGUUCACGUUGCUCUAGUCUGCUAGGAUCUGACCCUACAGUCUGUAAUGACCGGACGGUACGCUUCCUGAUGUGUCCAAGGAGCUGUGGUGUCUGCUUGGGCGCUGGAGGGAUUCCUGGAUUUCCAACAACCAUCGCCGUCCCACCACAGUACGACAGCGACACCUAGCGGCCAAUGUCCUCAAAACUUUGAACUACAACGUUGCCAGGUGAUCGAUUGCGCUAUCGGCUUGUGCUCUGACCCCCUCCUCCGACCUCUAUGUCGUGAAUACUGUUCAGGAUCGUGUCUGACUGUCGAUUGUUCCAAUACUAAAUUUGCUAACACCUAGCGCCUAUUUCGAUCAAAGGUUUUAUAUAGAGAAUGCUAUGAUCUAGAGAGUGUUACUUUGCAUGUUAGUGACAUCUGUCAUACAAUAGAUUGUGUUUGGUUUUUAAAUGUGUUGGUGUAAUUUAUCUUUUGUUAGAGUAAAUAUUCUACAAGCUCAAAUGGUACCGCAUCUUUAAAUCUAGGUAUCAUCCAAUCGUCGUAUUCAUGUGUUGAAGAUCCUUAACAAUUAGACCAAUGUAAUAUCUCACUUAAUCAUAAUGUAUCAUGUUUUCGCGUACUUGUGAUUCAGAACCUGACUCAAAAAUAGGCCAGUAGCUCAAUACAAUACUGUACAAGUUUAAUCUGUCAAUGCAAAAAUAAUUUGCAUCUAGAGUAAUCAGUGAUGUGGUCCUGAGUGUUUUGAAUUCAAAUGAUUCAUCUACAAUAGGUAUUAAUUAAUGUUAAAAUCUAGAUUGGGAGAUGGAAUUACCCGUAAAUUCAAUUAAAUUCAUUAUUGUCAAUUUUAGACUUUAAAAAAAUGUUAAAAACUGUAUAGUGUA
Messenger RNA from Pecten maximus, 1609 nucleotides. RefSeq lists its product as uncharacterized. The record is from RefSeq and is a predicted model, not a curated record. The coding region runs from base 36 to 911 and encodes 291 amino acids. NCBI's taxonomy places the organism in Eukaryota, Metazoa, Mollusca, Bivalvia, Pectinida, Pectinidae. The transcript is spliced from 11 exons.